Molecule: messenger RNA, 1424 nt
Organism: Manduca sexta (tobacco hornworm)
Lineage: Eukaryota; Metazoa; Arthropoda; Insecta; Lepidoptera; Sphingidae
Exons: 2
Coding region: 193-900 (235 amino acids)
Biological process (GO): regulation of transcription by RNA polymerase II
Cellular component (GO): transcription regulator complex; nucleus
Molecular function (GO): DNA binding
Source: RefSeq, a predicted model, not a curated record
ACGUCGCGAACGCAUACGAAUUAUGACUUGGUAGCAAUAUUAUUAUCUAUAUUCAGUACACACUUAGCAACUACCUACGUCACAGCGACAACGACGCAACACGCUUUCCGCCAUGUCGAUGUCGCGUCGCCGACAUGAUACCAGUCAUAUACGAGCAGUGGCUAGGCGUUGUCACAUCGACUAUUUGUAAACAUGUGCGAUAAACAUUCAUGUGACAAAAAUAUGCUAUUAGUUAAAACAAUCGAAAAGUUUCCAUGUUUAUACAAUUCUAGUUUGCAUGAGUAUUUGAAAAAGGACAUAACAGAUAAAGCUUGGAGCGAAGUGGCCAACCAUACACAACUUUCUGUUGGUGAAUGUAAAGAAAAGUGGAAAAAUUUACGAUAUGGUCUUCUCAGGAGUCUAAGGCCACAUCCAGACGGUACAAUUAAAAAAAGGUAUUAUUUACACGAUGAAAUGGAAUUUGUGAUACCUUACAUUAAACCAAGCACCAGACAUGGCAAUCUAAUUACGGUUCCGUUUGAGGAAGAUGAUGAAGAAAAUAAUUCUAACGGACCAGAAAUUGAAGAAGCAACACUUGCCCAACAAUAUUUUGAAUUUGAAUGCGUUACUGAACCUCAAAAGAAAAGAUCUAGGAAAUCAGAAAGUUUCAAACCCGUUUUGCCGCCAAAAACUUUAAACGACGAGUGUCAUGAAAAUUCAAGAAAGAUGUUUUUGUUAAGUUUGUUGCCAGAAGUAGAGGUUUUGACGGAAGGUCAAAUGAGAUUUUUUAGAAGAAAAGUAUUGGAAUUAUUGGACGAUUGUAGAGAAAAUCCAAACACAUAUGACAUUAGUAUACUUAAUAAUUGGCAAACUAAACGACCAAGUACACAAAAUGAAGCAAUGAAAUCGGAACCACUGUAAUUUAAUAUAAUAUUACCAUCAUGAGUAUUAAGUAGGUAUCUAAAAGUAUUUGUACCUGUAAAGCUUCGUAUUCAUUAUAAAAGUUAUUGAAAUACUAUUAAAUAGAUACUUACCUAAUGCUCAACAAUUUUAGUAAUGUUGAGUACUAAACGCGUGAUUGCCGUAAGAUGGGUAACACGGGUAAAAUUCUAAAUAUCGAUGAAGGUCCUAAAUACCGAUGAACCACGACAUGUAACAAUGAUCGCGCCAUGACGCGCAUUGUUAUGCAACGUUGCUCAACAUCUUGCGUCACAGAUAUUAUUUAAUGAAUACGAAGGUUUCACAUAUUAUGUUUUGUAGCAAAGAUUUACAUUCAUAAGUAAUAAAUGUUUAAUACAGUUUCCACUUACAAUUUAGCAUAAGUAAUUAAAAGGCAUUUUUGGUAUAUUUUAAUAAUAUUAUGCAUGCUAGGUAAACCAUAUUGGAACAUAAUUUAUAUUAGCAACCUAAAUACAUAAUUCUAAUAUACAAUAAGUUUUAACAUA